This is a messenger RNA of Aspergillus campestris IBT 28561, 1444 nucleotides long. RefSeq names its product rRNA-binding ribosome biosynthesis protein RPF1. Gene Ontology annotation, molecular function: rRNA primary transcript binding. The transcript has a single exon. Gene Ontology annotation, biological process: maturation of LSU-rRNA; maturation of 5.8S rRNA. Gene Ontology annotation, cellular component: nucleolus; preribosome, large subunit precursor. Lineage: Eukaryota; Fungi; Ascomycota; Eurotiomycetes; Eurotiales; Aspergillaceae. The record is from RefSeq and is a predicted model, not a curated record. The coding region runs from base 31 to 1338 and encodes 435 amino acids.
AUAUAUUGACAUUCCACCCACACAUUCACAAUGGGCUCUAGAAAAACCGUGCGCAGACCGCCCACCAGCGUCGAAUCCGACAUCAAACCCGGCAACAAACUCCGCCGCAAGGCCCUGCACAUCAAACGCAAGAAGAACAAGGACGUCACGCGGCGCGAGGCCCGAUAUGCAGUCAAGAAGGAGGAAUCCAAGAACCCCCGGCUGCGGGAGGAGCGUCUACGGCGGAAUAUCCCGCUGACGCUGGACCGGAAGCGUGUGUGGGAUGACGGCGCCGGCAGCGACGCCGAGGGCGACGGACUCGGACUGAGCGUUGACGUGGAGCGCAUCAAGCGACAGAAGCAGGAGGAGGAGGACGAGCUGAACCGCCCGCUGAAGAAGGGCGAGCAGUCGGAUGAGUCGGAGGAUAGCGACGAUGAUGAUGACAACGACAGUAUGUUGGCGAGUGACGACGACGAGGACGAAGAGGGAGAGGGGAGCGACGAGGACAACGACCGCGGCCGCUCGAAGCAGCCAAGGAAGUCAACCCUGCGGUCCGCCACAGAGCGCGCCACAAGCCCCUCGCAAUCAACACGGAGCACAAACCUGAGCCUCGCGCCCGAAGCCCUCGCCGCCAAAUUCCCGACCCUCUUCAACGGCGAGACGCCCACGACGCCCAAGAUCCUCGUCACGACCGGCCGCCACGGAACCCUCCACGACGAAGCCCAGACCCUCACCGGCCUCUUCCCCAACAGCACGUACAUCAAGCGCAGCGCGCACCGGUUCUCGUACGAGUUCUCCAUCCGGGAGAUCGCCAAGUUCGCCACAAACCGCAACUACACCGCGCUGGCCGUGCUGCAAGAGGACCAGAAGCGGCCGUCCGCGCUGGAAAUCAUCCACCUGCCGCAGGGCCCCUCCUUCCACUUCACCAUCAGCAACUGGAUCGCGGCGAAGAAGAUCCCCGGGCACGGAAACCCCACGGAGCACUGGCCGGAGCUGAUCCUCAACAACUUCCGCACGCCGCUGGGUCUGCUGACGGCCCAUCUCUUCCGCUCGCUGUUCCCGCCGCAGCCCGACAUCGAGGGCCGCCAGGUCGUCACGCUGCACAACCAGCGCGAUUACAUCUUCGUGCGCCGCCAUCGCUACAUCUUCCGCGAGAAGCGCGAGACCGAGAAGGCUGUCGUCGGCGCCGACGGCAAGGAGAUGAAGGGCGCGGAGAACCUCAAGGCCGGUUUGCAGGAGCUGGGACCGCGCUUUACGCUGAAGCUGCGCCGGGUCGAUAAGGGGAUCCAGCGGGGGAGUGGGCAGGAGUGGGAGUGGAAGGGAGGGAUGGAGAAGAAGCGUACAUUGUUCCAACUGUGAUACCUUUUCUUUACUUUAUUUCAUAUAUCUACACUGUCUUUUUGCACUGUCAUAUAGGGUUCUGGGCGGAGUUUGGUUCUCCAAUAAAAGAAUUGCUGUCUUAUCA